AUUCAUGUCCAUGACUGCUCGAUGUUGUGAACUUGAAGCGGUUUGAUAAACAGAAAUCAAUCACGCCGACUGAUGUUUGUGAGUACAUAGUUAUACAGUACAUGUACGUAUUGGAACACACGUGCGCUGAAGGAUGAGCCGCUUUCUGAACGUGUUGAGGAGCUGGCUGCUCAUGGUGUCAGUGAUCGCUGUGGGAAACACAGUGCAGAGCUUCAGAGAUCACAGCUUCCUGUCUGAGAAGCUCUACACAGGAACACCUGAAUAUGUAAACGGUCUUCAGGCGAGAACCUUUGGCAUAUGGACUCUCCUGUCCUCCAUCAUCCGCUGUGCCUGUGCCAUAGACAUUCAGAACGGAACGCUUUAUCAUAUCACUCUGUGGACAUUUGUUCUGGCGCUCGGUCACUUCCUGUCCGAAGCGUUUAUCUAUAAAACCGCUCCUCUGACCAUUGGAGUCAUGGCUCCUCUGAUUGUAGCCAGUUUCUCUAUCGUGGGCAUGUUAAUUGGCUUCCAGUGUGCCGUUGAGCCUCAGGAAGUAGUGGGAGCCCGUCAGAAGAAGAGGAACUGAGUGAUUCUCCCAGCAUCAUCACUUUCUGUGCAUCAUCUCAGCAUCAUCUCCCAGCACACAUCUUUUCUGAUGGCUCACUGGUUACAUGCCUGUCCCCAUAGCAACUGCUUGCCAAAACAUAUGAGAUGCACGAACUACCUUUGUACUGCUUUAAAAUCUGUGUAAUAUUCAAAUAAUAAUAAGUUUAUAUGGUUACUUGAAGUUUAAUUGUCCAAAAGCAAUUACAGUACCGGUAUUAUUUUAACUGAGAUGCACGAAUAUCUUCAUUUCUAAUUGAUAUUU
Messenger RNA from Sinocyclocheilus rhinocerous, 847 nucleotides. It is a transcript of the gene erg28, whose product is annotated as ergosterol biosynthesis 28 homolog. The transcript is spliced from 4 exons. The coding region runs from base 134 to 565 and encodes 143 amino acids. NCBI's taxonomy places the organism in Eukaryota, Metazoa, Chordata, Actinopteri, Cypriniformes, Cyprinidae. Gene Ontology annotation, cellular component: membrane; endoplasmic reticulum. Gene Ontology annotation, molecular function: protein-macromolecule adaptor activity. The record is from RefSeq and is a predicted model, not a curated record.